AUGCCCUCGUCUUCGAAGCGAUCAAUUCUCAUUACAGGUUGCUCACCAGGUGGAGUGGGCCACGCUCUCGCCCUCGAAUUUGCUGCCCACGGUCUGCGCGUAUUUGCAACUGCCCGGUCAACCAAGUCUCUAUCGAGUCUCGAGGGAAAGGGUAUAGAGACGUUUCCACUCGAUGUUACAAGUGCAGACAGCAUCCAAGCACUAAAGAAGGAAAUCGUUACGCGAACAGGGGGGAAACUAGACCUGCUGUUCAAUAAUGCCGGCAUGAUGUACGAAGCCCCAGCAAUCGAAGCCGACGCCGCGCGCAUCCGCACCAUGUUCGACACAAACGUCCACGGGCUCUUCGAUAUGGUUUCCGCAUUCGCGCCGCUUCUCAUCGCCUCGAGCUCGGCCCAGAAUUCAGUACCACCGGUGGUCAUCAAUACCGCCUCGAUCCUUGCCCGGCUCCCCUUCCCAUUUUCCGCCGCGUAUAAUGCCUCCAAAGCCGCCGUGGCGUCGUACAGCGAUACGCUCCGGAUCGAACUUGAGCCGCUGGGCAUCAAGGUCGUUACGCUAUUCAUGGGCGAGGUCCGCACACGGCUCAUGUCUCCAGAUGAUAUCUGCUUUGGUUCCGAAAGUAUAUACAGUGAUCUUUCGGACAAGGUGAAGGAGCGAAGCCGUAACCAUGCAAAGGACAGCAUGGGUCCAGAGGAGUUCGCCUCGCAGGUUGUCAAGGAUAUCCUUAUCAAAUCUCCAGGAUAUGGAAAGGGGGAGUAUCUGUGGAAAGGCACGAAUGCGUGGCUGAUUUGGUUUCUGAAUGCAGUGGGUUGGAGGAAGGUUUUUGAUGGGACUGUGAAGAAGCUGGUUGGGCUGGAUAAAAGGGAUAUCCAAGAGGGUAUUUCAAGAAAGGCUCGAGCUGCUGUGAGCUAA
This is a messenger RNA of Aspergillus calidoustus, 909 nucleotides long. NCBI's taxonomy places the organism in Eukaryota, Fungi, Ascomycota, Eurotiomycetes, Eurotiales, Aspergillaceae. The record is from the annotation of a GenBank genome assembly.